This is a messenger RNA of Hypomesus transpacificus, 2202 nucleotides long. It is a transcript of the gene meioc, whose product is annotated as minamoto. Gene Ontology annotation, biological process: meiotic cell cycle; mRNA stabilization; female meiosis I. The transcript is spliced from 7 exons. Gene Ontology annotation, cellular component: cytoplasm; nucleus. Bases 1 to 2202 code for a protein of 733 amino acids. NCBI's taxonomy places the organism in Eukaryota, Metazoa, Chordata, Actinopteri, Osmeriformes, Osmeridae. The record is from RefSeq and is a predicted model, not a curated record.
AUGUCCUAUACUCCAUGGUCUGUUCAUGAUGAUCCAUACCAACUCAUUGAAUGUGCGCAGAACAAUAAAAGCAGAAAUCUUACUGAUGGAAAUGAUCGUGGAAGUGAAGCUGAUCUGUAUGGGUUGGUGUCAGAUAUCUUGGGAGAAGCUGAUAAAAUAGACAGUUAUUACAGUGAGGAGACAUUACCCAAUCCAAAUUCUGUCUGGUCUCCAAAGUGCAUGAGGGAGGAUUACCAGCAAUAUCUCCAGCCAGAGUCAAAAUUCCAUCUCACACCACCCUUUCUGCCAAGCCAUGCCUACCAUGAGCCUUUGAAUAAAACACUAGAUCAGUCAAUAAACAGGGAUUCAGAGGAGAUGUACCAGCGAUUCACCAGCUUAGAUUCCAGUGAACAGUGGCUUUUCUCUUCCUGCCUCGAAGACAUGAACAGCUACGUUCCCCAGAAUCAAGAGUUUCAGAAACCACCAGGGCUACAGUUGCCUACUGUGGGGAACUCCUGCCUGUCUAAGAUGAGACAGAGUAAGCAUGAGGAAACACAGAGCCGCCAGACAGCACAGAUGCAAUACGAAGCCAGCAUGGCUGAACAGAGGAAAUUCACCAGCCCCAGAAUGCAGGCACACAAUACUCCAACCAUGCAGUAUCAUAAAGAACUGGGAGGGGAUUUUGGGGCAGUGCAGCAGGAGACUGAUGGAGGAGGGAGAAAGCUGCCUUUGCAGAGUGACUUUAUGUCCAAAGAUGUAUCUGAAUUUGGUCCCCAACUUGUUGAGUACUUCCAGAAACCAAAAGCACUGUCUACAGCUUCCAAUCCUGCAAACAUGUAUCAGAGUAAGAUAAACGGCCACAAAGGAAACAACUCACUCUCCAUGAACCCAAAUCUUAACCCGUUCUUCUCACAUCCCAGCCAGCAGAACCAGCUACAGAAUAAGCCCAAGCUAAUCAGGAGCAACUGUGUGCCGUCUGGGUCCAACAAUAUGCUCUCUCACUCUGUGUCUGAGUUUGUGCCUCAACACCCACAACAAACACAGAGAGGUUUACUUUGCAUUCAAGAUUUCAGUCAGGGAGAUGGACCAGUGCUCCACAACCGGGAAGGACAGACCCAACUAGGACUGGCCAUGGAUGGACUGAGAAGGGGAGGAGACACAGACUUUCAGCCGAAUAAGAAAAGAAUGCCCACGGCUGGCUUGGUGGGUGAGGCCUACCCUGGACAGUGCAUGGACGGAAAGACAACCAAGGCUCAUACAGGCAGUCACAUGGGAGAGGGAGAAAAGAAGGGGCUUCUGCAUAACCCCUACCUGGACAACCAGGGAAGCAUGUACGGCUCUCAGAGAUUUUCAGGGGGACUGAGCAACCUCAGUAUGGGGAAGACUUCACCCUUUCCGUCCUACAUGUACCCUGUGAGCAACCCCAGACAGAGCAACUGCCACAUGCCCACCAUGACUUCAUCCGGUUUCAACUCCAGGUCCUCUCUCCCUUAUGGAAGCUGUGUCCCGCUCACUGACUUGUGUGAUUUGCUGCCAGACAGUGAGUUUGCAGCUUUCAGCCCCUUUGACCUACUGGGGUCCAGUGUAGAGGGCCUGUAUCCUGGGAUGUCAUUUGACCCGAGGUCCCCAAGGAUGAUGAGGAACCGUGGUGGACCAAUGAGCCAGCUGCACUGCCACCUGGAAGAGAGCUAUGAGCAAUGGAGGUUCUUGGAGAAGGAGAGAAAAAAGACUGAGGUGAUUCUUACCAAGACUUAUCCUGGGAGGCAGAUUUCAGCUGUUAGCUGCAGUGCCCUCCCAAAAGUCCCUCCUAAUCCCUCCAAAGUCGACCGUCUGAUCGUGGACCAGAUUCGAGAGCUGGCCAAGGUGGUGAGUCUUCUUGGUAAGAUGGAACGCCUACGCAGCAUCCCACUCCAUGCCAAUAUCAGUUCAACGCUGGACAGACAUCAAGAAGCUAUUUACAUCACCCAGGCCAGACGCAAGGAGGAAUUCAUCAACACGUCCUGCCGGCAGAGGCAAGGAGGGGGCCAUAUCAGAGAGGACAGAGACAUCCUGCUGCUGGCCACAGCACUAAGGGACCUCUGUGUCACCACCAGAAAGGCCCGCACUGCCCUGUGGUGUGCUCUCCAGAUGACACUGCCCAAGACCUCCACUGACAAGCUGGAGGAGGAGGGUGACAGCCAGGAGAGCAGCCCAGGGAGGAGACUGAGACCUGGGCUGUUCUGA